GCCGCCAAGAAUGAGAAUACAUGCUUUGAAAAUGGAAAUGGUUAAACACACCUUCCUGGCCGCGGGGGUAGGUUGGCAUGAGCUUCGUAAAGGAGCUCCUAUAUCAACAGCCUUUCUUGAUGAUGUGUUUUAUAUACUAAAUAAAUUGGAAGCUUAAUCGGAUGAAACAAAACUAUUGACAUUGAAAGAUGGAAAGGAACUCUGUUGACUCCAACUCUGAUCUGAUUUUACAUGUGGCUAUUGACAUUGGAGGGUACCCUAAACACAAGGGAGAAUAGAAAGUAGGGACGCCUUUCUUUGACUCUGUAUGCUUUGCUGCGAGAUUGAUGAGGUGUCUCGGGUUUGAUUUUGAGAAUCUUGUUGAAUAUAAAGAGGGUUCUCUCAUUAAGCUAGUUUACUUCUCAAAUCACAGUACUUGCACUUUUGAUACUGAUGGGGUGGGCUCAACAAAGGAAAUGCAAAUCUCAAAUGGUGACGUGAACUGCCAUUUUUUACAUGGCAGUCUCCAGUUUGUGAAGUUUGAGACAGUCAAGAUUGAUGACUGCAUAAAAUUUCUCUCAUCAAAGCAAAUUAACUUCAAUGGUGGGAAAUGUCAGGAGGCGCAUGACAGAAACAAGAAUGUCAUCAUUAAGGCCACUGGAGGAGGUGCAUUCAAGUUUGCUAAUUUAUUCAAAGAAAAGCUUGGAAUCACUCUGGACAAAGUGGAUGAGAUGGAUUGUCUUGUUGCAGGAGCAAAUUUUCUGCUUAAGGCAGUCCAGCAUGAAGCUUUUACACACAUGAGCAGUAAAAAAGAGUAUGUGCAAAUUGAUCAAAAUGAUUUAUAUCCUUAUCUGCUUGUCAAUAUUGGAUCUGGUGUUAGCAUGAUAAAGGUAGAUCGCAACCACAAGUUUGAACGAGUAAGUGGGACUAGUGUUGGAGGUGGCACCUUUUGGGGCUUGGGAAAGCUUUUGACCCAGUGCAAGAGUUUUGAUGAGUUACUGGAAUUGAGUCAUGAAGGGAAUAACAGGGUUGUAGACAUGCUUGUCGGAGACAUUUAUGGAACAGAUUAUUCGAGGAUAGGACUUGCAUCAACGGCCAUUGCUUCUAGCUUUGGAAAGGCGAUCUCAGAAAACAAAGAACUGAAUGACUACAGACCUGAAGAUAUUUCCCGCUCAUUGUUACGGAUGAUCUCCAAUAAUGUUGCACAGAUUGCUUACUUGAAUGCAUUGCGUUUUGGGCUCAAGCGGAUAUUUUUUGGAGGAUUUUUUAUACGUGGUCAUGCUUACACAAUGGAUACUAUUUCCGAGGGAGUUCACUUUUGGUCAAAGGGUGAGGCGAAGGCCUUGUUUUUUAGGCACGAAGGAUUUCUCGGCGCAUUAGGUGCUCUUAUGAACCAUGGAAGCAAAGAUAUUGCUGACUUGCUAUCCCUUCGUUUCACACAAGAACUUCCUACAAGCGUAGGUGGCACUGAAGACUCGCUUCAUAGCUCAACACUUUUUAGUGUCAAUGAAAAUUGAAUUAGAAUGCAGAUUGGUAUAUUUUACAGCUCGUUAGAUCUAUCGAAGUUUAGGUGUAUUGGCGUGCUUAUGGGUAAAAAGGUUAUUUGAAAGGUGAUUAUUAUUAGCCUCUGAAUAAUUCCUGCCUAUGUGGUAAAUUGAAAGAAAAAAACGUUGGGCAGUUAUAAUUAGGUGCGGACACUAUCCAGUUGUGGUUAGAGGUUGACUGAUUCCCUGCCUGGCGUGGACACUAAAUGGUACAGUGACUAGUACAGCAGACACUAAGGGUAUUGUAUGGGUGUACACAGUCCUGGUUUGGGCCGGUUCUGAUCUCAGACUGGCCUGUUAUGGAGGCCCAGGGCCUCCAUUUCUAGUUCCGGGGCAUCCGGGCCGGUUGUCAACAUUCGGUCCCAGUCUGGUACUGGGUUUUUAAUUUUAUUAUACAUAUUUUUAAACUCCCUAUCCCCAUCUCCCCUUCCUCAUUCUUGUUCAUCUUUUAAACGAACCUCCAAGCAUUAUAAAAUGCAUUCUAAUGGUUUUGAUUAAAAAAAAAGAAAUUAAAUAGGUCAAGACCGGAUUGGCUGGUCCCGAUCCCAUGAAAAUAGGACCUGGACUGCGGCCUCUUUCGGUCUUUCCCACCACCCUGAUCUCCGUCCCGGCCACUUGUUGAAAUUGUAUUAGUGUACAAAUUUGCCAUUUAAGGAAAUUGAACCUUCACUUUGGAUAUUUUUUACGUAGUUCAUUGCGA
Messenger RNA from Cuscuta epithymum, 2223 nucleotides. The record is from the annotation of a GenBank genome assembly. Lineage: Eukaryota; Viridiplantae; Streptophyta; Magnoliopsida; Solanales; Convolvulaceae.